GGAGUCGCCAAUAAAUAAGCCGCCGCCUCCUCCUCCUCCUUCUUUACGUUAUCGCGUGUCCCUUAUCUUCGACGCGCAAGGGUUAACGACAUGCGCCUCCCGAAAGUCGCCCUCUUCUCUCACUUUCACGUCUGAACUUCAUUCGGCUAGGCUCGCCGGAGAGGGGCUCUUCUGUGCGUCUCUGCGUAUCCAAUCGCCAAUUCCUCGGAGAGGUAGCAGACAGCCUCGGGGAGACAGUUUUUUAGAGGCGUAAUGGCAGAGUCCGAGUGCAGAGCGCCGCUGUCACCAAGACCGUAACGAGACACGCUAAUAAUCUGAACGCACGCUUCUGUGUGUGUGAGUGAGUGAAAGAGAGAGAGAGAGAGGGAGCGAGCGAGAGCGCGACUGCGAGUUUCUGCGAGGUCUGCCAGCCUUCUUUCUCCCCGUCACACCGCCCAGGAUUAUUGUUCGCGUCUUGCACUGCGAGCACCGGGUGCGCGAGUGGACUGCCUGUUGUGCCUUCACCUUCACUCCUUUCUUCAUAUUUUGUAUUGGCAUUGUGACUUCUUUACUAGGAAAUGGCAACACCAGCGAUUGGAAAAGAAACAAAACUGGGAAAAGAGGGAGGAAAUCUGAACUAAAUGACAGGAUGCUGGAGACCUCGGACACAAAAUCACGAAUUUUCUUCAUCUUGUAGACAUUGCUGCGCAAAGUGAAGUGGGAACAAUACAGCUGACUUACCCCUGAGGAGUUUAUUUUCUUUUUUCCUUUUCAUUCUCCCAUUUGAACAAUAUGAGGAUGUAUUGUGGAAUAGUACUAGCUGGAAUCUUUCUUCUAACCACCAGCGCUUCUAAACCCGAAAAAUGCGGUGACAUUAUAAAAAUUAAAGAUCCUGGCUACCUGACCUCGCCUGGAUAUCCACACCAGUACUACCCGUACCAGAACUGUGUUUGGGUAAUCCAAGCCCCGGAGCCUUAUCAGCGGAUUCUGAUCAACUUUAACCCACAUUUCGAUCUGGAGGACAGGGAAUGCAAAUAUGACUACGUGGAGGUUCAUGAUGGUGGUGAUGAAAACUCUCAUCUCCUAGGGAAGUAUUGUGGAAAGAUUGCUCCUUCACCUUUGCAGUCAACGUCUCCUCUGCUCUAUAUCAAAUUUGUGUCAGACUAUGAAACUCAUGGAGCUGGUUUUUCAAUUCGUUAUGAAGUCCUCAAAACAGGAGCAGAAUGUUCCAGAAACAUUACCAGGUCCAGUGGAGUGAUUAAAUCACCAGGAUACCCUGAAAAGUAUCCCAAUAAUCUGGAAUGCACGUACAUUAUUUUUGCCCCAAACAUGGAUGAAAUUGUGCUCGAUUUUGAAAAUUUUGAUUUGGAGGCUGAUAGUAACCCACCACAUGGAGCUGUUUGUCGUUAUGACCGACUGGAAAUCUGGGACGGCAUUCCAGGAGUUGGAGCCUUUAUUGGCCGAUACUGUGGGCAGAACUCCCCAGGACGGAUCCGAUCUUUCACUGGCGUCCUGUCCAUCUACUUACAGACUGACAAUGCCAUAGCCAAGGAGGGCUUUUCUGCAAACUUCACAGUCAUUGCAAAGACAACUGUUGAAGAGGAGAUAAGUUGCCUGGAGCCCAUGGGAUUGGAAUCUGGAGACAUUACCUCAGAUCAGAUCACUGCCUCUUCCCAGUACAAUACAGACUGGUCAAUGGAGAGGUCAAGACUGAACUACCGUGAGAAUGCAUGGACUCCAGCCUCAGACAACACUAAAGAAUGGAUUCAGGUUGACUUAGGAUUUCUACGCAUGAUAUCUGCAAUUGGGACACAAGGAGCGACUUCUAAAGAAACCAAACUUGUUUAUUAUGUGAAGUCAUAUAAAGUUGAUGUCAGCAGCAACGGAGAAGACUGGAUAACUGUGAAGGAUGGCUCAAAGCAUAAGAUUUUCCAAGGGAACACAAACCCCACAGAUGUCGUCGUGGCUCAUCUUUCCAAGCCUAUCCUCACACGCUUUGUCCGUAUCAAGCCACAGACAUGGCAGGAAGGCAUAGCCAUGCGAUUUGAAAUGUAUGGCUGCAAAAUCUCAGACUACCCUUGUUCUGGAAUGCUGGGAAUGGUAACGGGCCUUAUCACAGAUGGUCAGAUAACAGCUUCUAACCAUGGAGACAGAAGUUGGAAUCCUGAAAAUGCCCGGCUCCUAACCAGUCGCUCAGUGUGGACACUGCCAACACAAAGUCAGCCGUAUACCAAGGAGUGGCUGCAGAUUGACUUGAGUGAAGAGAAGAAAGUCCAUGGUCUCAUCAUCCAAGGUGGAAGACAUAGGGACAACAAAGUCUUCAUGAGGAAGUUCAAGAUUGGCUACAGCAACAAUGGAUCAGACUGGAAGAUGAUUAUGGACUCCAGUGGCACAAAACCAAAGAUAUUUGAAGGAAAUAGUAACUAUGACACACCCGAAAUGAAAACAUUUGAUGUCCUGCUCACAAGGUUCAUUCGUAUCAUCCCUGAGCGUGCUGCGGUUUCAGGGUUCGGACUGCGUGUUGAACUGCUCGGCUGUGAAAUUAAAGCUCCAACCUCUGUUCCCAGCACCACAGCAACAUCUCUGGUGGAUGAAUGUGACGAUGAUCAAGCCAACUGUCACAGUGGCACAGGUGAUGACUACGAUCUGACAGGUGUCAGCUUCAUACCAUCAACUGAGGAGCCGACCGAAACUACGAAGAGUAUAGUAAGAGAAAUGUCUGACUUCAACUGUAACUUCGGCAUACCCCUCAAGUAUACAACAUGUGGCUGGCAGCAAGAAGAGGGAAAUAACUUAAAGUGGACAUUGCAGUCAAGUGGGAAGCCAAUCACAGGCUCAUUUGAGGAUCACAGCGGAGGCGGCAACUUCCUCUGUGCCCAGGCCAAUGGAAAUCCAGAGAACAAUGUGGUGCGACUGCUAGGGCCCUGGAUGAUACCUUCGAAUUCUUUUCUAUGCAUGUCGUUCUGGUAUCACAUAGUUGGAUCUCACAUUGGUACACUGUCAAUCAAGCUGAGGAAAGCAGCCACAACGGCCCCAGAGGGCAGAGUGGAUCUUGUCCUAUGGACCUUGAGUGGGCAUCAAGGCAACCGCUGGAGAGAGGGCAGAGUCAUUAUUCCUGAGUCUACAGAAUAUUAUCGGGUGGUCAUUGAAGCAGACAUUUCAAAGAACAGCUGGGGAGACAUUGCAGUGGACGACAUUCAGAUUUUAGAGGAAAAUAAUUCUCAGGAAUGCAGAGACCCAGAGCCUCCAGCCGACCCUACAGUUUCUUUUGAUAAUGAAAUUGAAGAGACUGUGGACCCAAACAUUUACUCCAGUUCUGGAAAUGAUAUUGAAGAGAGUCCGGGUAAUAUGCUAAAAACAUUAGAUCCUAUUCUCAUUACCAUCAUUGCCAUGAGCGCAUUAGGAGUCUUCCUAGGUGCCAUCUGCGGGGUCGUCCUCUAUUGUGCCUGUUCUCACAGCGGAAUGGGGGACAGGAACUUAUCUGCCUUGGAGAAUUACAAUUUUGAACUUGUGGAUGGUGUGAAACUUAAAAAAGAGAAACUGAACACAAUGAAUUCAUAUUCAGAGGCAUGAAACUAAACACAGAAGCAAAGAGAGGCUGGGCUUUUGGAAAUGCAGAAGAAAACUCUAUUUUAUCUUUCAAAAAGAGACAGAAUUGCUGAGUCGUGUCCGACUGUGACUGAGCCAAGUUUUUCUCAGGAGCUACAGUGAAUGAAACCUGCAAAAUAGGGACACUGUGUAUAAAAGUGAAAUAUGUACAGUUAGAUUAUUAUUUUUUUUUAAGAGGGUUUUUAAAAUUCUUUUACUUCAAACAAUCAGAUGCUGGUGGUGAGACCAAUUAAGAUAAUGCUUUAAGCAUUAAUCCAUAUUUGGAAGUUUUUUGUUUUUUUUGUUUUUUUUUGAGUUUUGUUAAAAAAUUCAAUUACAGAUCCUACCAUACUGACAAAAAUGUAGUAAUGCCAUUAUAAGGGACUGAAGCAAAAGUCUAUCCAGGUCAUCAUCUGUGGCCUGUGCAGUUCCUGCGGUGCCUUAUUACAUCUUUGUUGGUCUCUUUUGUCUAUUUUUUUAAUUAUAAGAUGAUUUAGUAGCAACAAAAUCACUACCUGGUCAAGGGAGGCGUUUCUCUAAUUCCCUUACAGAUGAGACGUGACUAGGAUGUUGUAUAUAAGUUUAUUUUUUGUAUCUCCCUAAACGUAAGCUGCAGUAUCCCUUUCCUUUGGUUAUAAAUGUUAAGUCCUGUCACUUUCAAUUUCUUAUGUAGCAAAAAAAUAAUAAUAAUAAUAAGCGCACAUCACCGCUGUUAUCGCUGCUAUUGUCAUGACUAAAUGAAGUGGAGCAGUGCGACUUUAUUAACGUUUCAAGACUGAAUUCAGGAAAUGAAGGAAGAAGAUACGUGUCACAAGGCUUCAGGUCACACAAACCCGUUCCCUAAAGCAGACUGUGUAGUCUGGGCCUUAAGAAUGGUUUGUUGGGGAAUAAAUGUGUAUGGCACCCAGCUCCAGCAAGCACCUUGGCAUCUGCAAACGGUAACUCAGAAGACUGGAAGCAACGUUUCUUUGGAAUAGAAUCUCUUGCCACCGGAUUUUUGCUUGUGUGUGUGUUACAGGAGAUGACGAAGUAACACAUUUUUGCUGAGACUGAUGUCCACUAAGACAAAUGUAAAAGAGGUGAAUGUGCGGUAUGUUAUCAUCAAAAGUCCCUGGGCACCUAAGAUUGUUAUUAUUAUUAGAAAUAUUACUAAAAAUUGAACUUAACAUUGCAAAGUUCCAUUUAGCAGGUUACUGGCAUUUGCAGCCAACACUGGCUUCUGUGUUUUGUUUUGUUUUGUUUUAAUGUUUGGUGUGCACAGGGCCUUUUCAGUCUUUAUGUAUAUACAUGUGUGUAUAUGUGUGCCUAUAUGAUACGAACAUGUGAGUGUGUGUGUGUAUGUAUGUAUGUGUAUAUAUUUUUAUAGAAACACACAGAUGCACACAUUUACUUGUGUGUGUGUGUGUGUGUGCGUGUGUGUGUGUGUUUGUAUGUUGGACAUGUAUCAGUAAGCAAUAUGUGGCCCUCCCAGACUUUACCCUAACUAACCAGUGUUCUGGAAACAUGGUUUGAUUUUGUUGUUUUUAUUUUUAUUAUUAUUAUUUUUUUGUUUUGCUGUGUGCCAUUUUUUUUAAACAAAAGACAAGAGACUGUGCUCUUUAAAUGCAAAGAUAAAUGGGAAUGUCAGGGUGUUUUUAUAGAAUGCUUUAGAUUUCAGAUUCAGGUCUAUUAUAAGCUGUCUGCUUUCUCUUUAAGAUGAUUAGAAAACAAAUCAUUUGCUGCAGAAAUGUAUAUUCCCACUGCUUUUGCUAAACAUUUGGGUAUCUUUUCACUGGACUUGCUCACUUUUGGCACAAUCCAAAGUAAUGCCUUGCAUGUUCAAUAGCACGUGUAAGAAAGACUUUUGCUGUACCCUAAGCACCAGGGAUGUCCGGCUCUGAUUGCAGAGGGCCACUUUCUAAAUCAAUGGCCAAUUUCCACUCUUCAUUGACUUCUUUUCCUCUCGUUUUAACUGGCUUGUUCUUUAAGGCUGUAGAUUGUUUCUUUUUUCUGAAAUGAGCCAACAGAUGACCAACUAAGUCCAAACUCCCAGCCAGUUUCUUAAUUAGAAGCCAGCUCCUGUUGUUCAUUUAAUUCCAUGAUUUGGUGGUGCUGCCAUUCUGCCACGGCAGACAUUUCUAAAACUGUACGUUUUCAUUUUUCUGAGAACACCAUCUAAAGGUUUUGUAGACCUGAGCAGAUCAACCUUAGUGAGACCUUCACCUUUCUUUAUCUUGGGAUAUUGUAUGAUGGACACAGGUCAUCUUUUGGCACCUCAUUAUUGUUUGGCUGCUCAUUAAGGAAAAAGAAGCAAAAGAUCUGAGUUUUAAGUAGCAAGUCAAUUCACAUUAAGACAAAAGACUUAAUUAGCAGCAAAAACUGGCCACUCAUUUAAGAAAGUAGUUAGAAUGAAGACCUGCAGUCACUGUGGCCCUCCAGGAUCGGAGUUGGACAGCCCUGUAAUAAACAUAUAACUCAAUGACUGUGUGCAAAGUGUGGGUAUUAUCAUGAGGUCAGUUGUCCCAUCGGUAAGAGCGGACUUGUGCUGAUUAAAUACUUUAGCUGAGUUUGUGCUAACUGGUGUCCUUACAGAUGAGUCGAGUUAUGUCAAGGUAGGCAAAGCAAAGACGCAUCAUACAGAACGACAGAUCACCUAGAGUGGGAUCCAAUAGAAAGACUGCAGCCAUACAUGUGAACACAACAGAAGGUCACAAAUGAAUUGAUAGAAAUAGGCAAUCGGCGGCCCUGCCGAAAUGGGCUUACAUAGUCUGUCAUAAAGAAAUGCAAACGGCUUCCAGUUCUGCAGUGUUAUAAAAGUGUUCCUCUACCCGCCCAUGCUGUCACUGCCAGGAGCUAUUCAACUGUAUGUCCAUUCAAGGAUUCAUUCACCUUCGUCAAGUCACUUCAAUUGUAGAAAAUGUAGUCUUAGGCCUUGUAUAUUUGUUAUUAGCGUCAAUUCAAUAAGAUUUCAUUUACAUUGUUUUGAAGAUCAGUUCAUUGAUGCAUAUGGUCUUCAUGUUUCAGUGUGCUCAUACUGUAUAUCUUACACCAAUUCCAGUCCAUGCCAUACGAUUCCCAAAGCCAUGUAAUACAAUUCAGGACAGGGUGGAGGGGACUGUGUCUGUGUGUGCAUAUUACAUAUAUAGACACGAUACACAGAGCCCCCUUCACAGCUUUGUAGCCCAAUAAGUACUAAACACAGCAGCAUCGUGCUUGUAUGAAAACAAAGAGGAAGGUAUACAACUCAGUAAGUCUCGAUUUGAGCCCCAUUCAUUGAUCAACAAGGCUUCCCAUGAUGCUGUGCUUCACUCCCUGUACUGACGGUCACGUUUCUCUUUUACGUAUCGCGGAUUUUAUUCAGCAUAGCUGCAUUUUUUCACAAUCCAACAGUGUUAGAUCUGGACAUCAAGAAAGUGAUCCCCCACUUUGUUAUUUUAGUUAUUAGUUUUACUGGCAGACAUCAAGGUGAUGUUAAAGAAUAGGAACUGCUUACACGUUUAUCUCUCAGUGGGACUGCAGGCAGUAAGCCGGUGUUUGGGCUGACCUGCCAGGGUCCGUCACUACAGACCACUUACUGCCUCCCACCAGUCGCUUUAUACCACGGCUGGCUCACCCAGGAGUCGGUCACAUCUACUAGUCUGUCAAAAAAUAAACCCUUACUUUACUGUUCCCUCAGAGAUAGUGACAUUUUCUUUAGCGUUUUCCGAAUUAUGUUAUUUUUAUAGAUGAUCAGUAUAUACUGUAUAAGGAAGUAGGGUUAACAGUUCAUUUUCAUACAGAAAAUAUGAAUAAGAAGACAAUGUUUUUGGUGUGGCCUUCAUCAGGUGAGGUAAUAUCAAAAACAAUAUUUUUUGUUUUUUUGUUUUUUUACAUGUUUUGACAGAGAAAUAACUUUCAUUGAUUUGUUUUCCUUUUGUAGAUUGUCUAUAUAUAUAUAUACAGUAUAUAUAAAUAUAUGUAAUGUUUAUCCAAAAAGGUCAAAAAUGUACAAUUUAUUCCAUAUAAAAAUGUAAAAAAAAGAAUUAACAAGGGCCUACAAUAUUAAAAUAUUACAAAUACCAGAGUCAAUGGAUACUGUAGCUUUUAAUAAAUAAAAUAAAAUCAAUCUUGCACUGAAUAAAUAUAUUUAAAAUGUUUGUGUUUAUAAAAUUAUUGAUUUGUAAAAACAGUGUUACAAAAUUUUCAUUUUAUAUUGUUUCAGAUUAUGUGACAUAAUUUUGAAAUGUAAAGUAAAAAAGCAAAAUGUUUCAUUACUGAAUGAAAGGUAUACAAAUUUCCUAUAGUAAUAUGUUUCCAUUUUACUAGUAUAUUACAGCUUCAUGUUUUGUACUGUCAUAAAACUUUUGUGCCGAUUUUUUUACAAAAUCUUUAUUUUCAAUACUGCUUCUGUAAUUUGCUGUUAUAGGAAAGAGAAAACAGCAAGGCCUUAACUUUAAAUAUGUUUGUACUCUUACAUAUGGGACAGCCUCAAAACUUCACCUGUAACUGUUGUUCUCUUUUAUUCUAACUUAUGACUACUACAUUCCAAAGAUUCAGCUGAAAUAAAUGUUUUGUUAAGA
Erpetoichthys calabaricus (reedfish) is the source of this 8105-nucleotide messenger RNA. It is a transcript of the gene nrp1a, whose product is annotated as neuropilin 1a. Gene Ontology annotation, molecular function: vascular endothelial growth factor receptor activity; semaphorin receptor activity. The transcript is spliced from 17 exons. Gene Ontology annotation, cellular component: membrane. Lineage: Eukaryota; Metazoa; Chordata; Cladistia; Polypteriformes; Polypteridae. The record is from RefSeq and is a predicted model, not a curated record. Bases 772 to 3552 code for a protein of 926 amino acids. Gene Ontology annotation, biological process: angiogenesis; vascular endothelial growth factor signaling pathway; axon guidance.